Aspergillus campestris IBT 28561 is the source of this 783-nucleotide messenger RNA. RefSeq lists its product as uncharacterized. The transcript is spliced from 2 exons. Bases 186 to 644 code for a protein of 152 amino acids. NCBI's taxonomy places the organism in Eukaryota, Fungi, Ascomycota, Eurotiomycetes, Eurotiales, Aspergillaceae. The record is from RefSeq and is a predicted model, not a curated record.
AAGUCGGGCUGCGCUAUUUUUGGGGGUUGAUGAUUAGUAUUGGGUUCUGAGAAACCACCACCGAAGUGAGGUACUUCUUCGGCAUACAGAGCCUUUGAAGAGAAAAUUGGCAAAGAGGACAAAGAUGGCAGAACCUGGCAGUGCCAUUUAAGUCUCACUUGAGCCGCCUGAGAUGUGCCCAUGACAUGCUGGUAAAGAUACAUAUGAACUGGAUCACAGCCAGGGAUGCUUACACGGUGGCGAUGUCUACCUGGCGCCAGAACUGUCGAACCUGGGAGAUCGAGCUUAUCAAGACCUAUUGGGCAAAUGACCGUACAGUAUUCCCGAAUACGGCGUUGUCUAACUCGGAGGCCAAGCGCAAGGUACUCUGGACUGUUGUCGCAUUAAAUACAGGAUUGCUUACGAAUGUCCAAAUUGUCAUGAUAUAUGCUGCAGCCGAGUGGCGAUUCCUUUCUUCUAUUGCAACAACUGCAAGUAGAGAUCUCUACUUUACCCAAUCUGGACCAACUCAAGAUGCCAGACCCUGGGCGAGCAUUGCCAGACAGGCAGUUGAUAGCAUCUUCACCACGAACUACUUGAGUCAAUCAAUACAUGGAAUCGUUCGCUUCUGGUUCAAACACAAGCCGGUCAUCAGGCAUGUCUGAUAGUCCUAGCCACCGGGUCAAGGUUUUGUAUAAAGGAAGAUGCUGGGCAUGUGCGACGCCAUAUCCGAGUGCCUCCAACUAUUACCAAAAGCGGAUCAUGCAAUCGAAGUAUGUGUACGACAAGGUUUAGUUGACUUUC